Molecule: messenger RNA, 3009 nt
Organism: Periconia digitata
Lineage: Eukaryota; Fungi; Ascomycota; Dothideomycetes; Pleosporales; Periconiaceae
Source: the annotation of a GenBank genome assembly
AUGAUUCCCCCUUCUCCAGUGUCAGUUCCUGUUGCAAUGGUUGAUGUGCGCAUAUUUGUGCAGUUGUGUAGAUUUUCCGAUCUAGGUACGAUCGCGUUCUGUUAUUAUAUACUUUUUUCUGCUCGUCCCCUUUCCUGCCUGCUCACCGAAGCGCGCUCACUAUGCUCACGCUUACUGUACAUACACACUCACAUGUAUAUACAUACAUGUACAUAUGGGGGCGAGGUCAGCCAGCAAAAGAAAAGCAUCGCUCUUCAUGGAGUAAAGUAUGAAACACAGGCUAGCUCAUGCAACGUGAUUGCGUGUAUUCAUCCUCGAUUCCUUUUCCGCCUGUACAUGAUCGCUGAAGGUGGAGGCCAAACAAUACCAUGUACAGACUGCUGUACGGGCAAGCGUGCGCGCGGGUACCUGAAUCGGAGUUGGACGGAUACCCAUUUCAGGACGAGUUUGCCGUCUUUGGACCAGUGGUGUGCAGGGGGGUUUAUUGGAUCUGUUUUAGCAUCGCCGCCCAUGUAUGCGAACUAUGUACGUACUAUGAAUACUGAUGCUUGGAUCAAUCAGGUGUCGCUUACGGACUGGGGGCGAACAGACAAGUCUCGGACUGAGAGAGGUACUGUUGGUGUUGUCUGCUUGAAGCUUGCUGUUUGCCCGUUGACCACGUUCGUCGUUGUUCAUUUCACCCAACGCAGCGCUCUAUUUCUAAAUGCCGGCAGUCGACGGACAACGUCGCCAGCUGCAAAUCCCCAUGUCGCCCCCCUUCCCAGCAUCCACUCAUUCAUGCAUGACAAGCCCUGGCUCAAACUGCGUGGCUGUCUUGGUUCAAGGUCACUCGUUUCCCUUGCUCCAUUGCCUUUAGACUCUCUUUCACCACUAUAUUCGUUGCAAGCAGUGCUUAAUUAUAUUCACCCCCAGCAUUCUUUACUGCACAUUUUUACCAGCAUCAUCAACAUGAAGGGUUCUAUUGCUCUUCUCAUUUCGGGCUUGGCCGCCCAGCAGGUCGCCGCUACCUGGAACCGUGGUGCCUCUGGAUACAACACUCCCCAAUACAACAACAACGAGUGUUCCGACAAGCAGAACAAGGGUUUUGACUGGUCCGACCUCAAGGACGGCCAGAAGGACUUCGACUACGGUGACUUCAAGUUCGGUGGUGGUUGGGAGUGCGCCAACAAGUUCGGAAAGCGUGAUCACUUGACCAAGCGUUCCUUCAACUCCAAGUGCGUCAAGAACACCGUCUCCAAGGAGAAGCCCGCCAAGUUCUCUUGCGACAAAAAGAAGGAUGGUUUCUCUGUCAAGGAGAUCGACGUCUCCGUCGACCACGAUGCCGAGCUCGAGUUCCACUACAAGAUGGGUGACGGCUCCACCUGCAAGCAGACCCAGGCCUGCUCCAAGAGCGGAACCACUGUCAAGAACACCCAGUGCGGUGGUGCCAAGGAGGUCGAGGUCCACUUCAAGGGCAGCUCCGGCAAGGAGAAGAAGGAGAAGUGCGAGAUCGGUUUCCACAAGAUCGACUUCGACUGCACACCCGGCAAGAAGUACACUCCUAUCCCUCCCCCAUCGCCUCCCAAGACUUCCAGCCCCCCCAAGUCGAGCUCGUCGGCCGUCAAGUCCUCUUCCCAGAGCACCUUGAGCACCGCCACCAAGCCCGUCUCGUCCUCCUCUUCCGCCCCCACCAAGCCUGCUACCUCUUCUGCUGCCUCCUCCUCUGUCUACUCGAGCGUUCCCGUUCCCAGCAAGCCCACCAGCAGCCACUUCAGCAACUCGACUGUGCCAGUCCCCAGCCAGCCCAGCUCCUCUGCGCCAGGAUCUUCGUCUGUCUACUCCACUGUCCCCGUCCCAUCCAAGCCCACCUCUUCCGCACCAGGAACUCCUUCGUCGUCUGCACCAGGAACUCCCGAGAAGCCUAGCUCUUCUGCCCCAGGAACUCCUGAGAAGCCCAGCUCUUCUGCCCCAGGAACUCCUGAGAAGCCCAGCUCUUCUGCCCCAGGAACUCCUGAGAAGCCCAGCUCUUCUGCACCUGGCACUCCCGAGAAGCCCAGCUCCUCUGCCCCUGGAUCUUCGUCUGUCUACUCGACUGCUCCUGUCCCAAGCAAGUCUGCCGAGUCCAGCAAGCCUGGCGAGUCUUCCGCUACCAAGCCCGUUCCUUCGUCCAGCGCCCCUGGAACCUCCAGCCCGUCGCCAUCUGCUCCUGUCUAUCCCCCUCUUUCUUGCCCUGAGGUUCUCCCCAAGUGCUUGAACACCUGGAUCCAGAUCGACUCCAAGUGCAACGACAACACCGACUCUGCCUGCUACUGCAAGAUCCCCGACUUCACCAAGAACGUUAUCGACUGUGUUGCUUCCCGUGCCACCCCCGAGGACGCCGCCAAGGCUCUCCAGUACUUCGUCGGUAUUUGCGCUGCUGAUGUUCCCAAGAACCCCGGAAUCGUCACCAACUGCCCAUCGGACAUCCCCAUCAACGUUGCUCCCCCUACCCCAGCUCCCGCCACCUCCACCAAGCCUGCCCCCACUGAGCCCGCUUCGUCUGCUACCAAGCCCGUCAGCUCAGCUCCUGUUCCCUCUGGCUCGGCUCCUCCUGCUCCCGCCCCUCCCGCUCCUUCGGCGCCAGCUCCUUCUGCUCCUGCCCCUGCCCCUCCUGCUCCUGAGAUCCCUUGCACCACCAUUGUUGUUGGAACCACCUCGUACACCGUUCCUCAGAUCAUCUUCACCACCAACACCCCUGAGGCUCCUGCUCCUGGUGCUCCUGCCCCUACCCCUGGCUACGAGCCCAUCAACAUCGUGCCUGUGCAGUCCAUCCCUGUUGAGGCUCCUGCCCAGACCACCGCAGCUGCCCCAUCUGCUCCUUACCCCAUCCCCUCUGGGCUCUCCUCCACCGUCAAGCCUUCCGGUGCUGCUCCCUCUGGCACUGGCGCUGUUGUGCCUACUUCCCCCGUUGGCUUCACCGGCGCUGCUUCGGCCGUCCGCUUCGAGAUCCCCGCUGCCGUGGGUGCCGUCCUCGCCCUCUUCGCUUUGUAA